Molecule: messenger RNA, 444 nt
Organism: Paramecium octaurelia
Lineage: Eukaryota; Ciliophora; Oligohymenophorea; Peniculida; Parameciidae
Source: the annotation of a GenBank genome assembly
AUGUAUAAAAAUGAUUAAUUAUUAAUCAAAGCUUAAAGCAAGGAUAAUAGUCCUAGUUUUAAACUUAAGCUACCUCAACUAACAAAAAGUCCAUAUAUCAAAUAGAAUAAUUACAUACCAAGUCAAAGAUCAAAAAACCAAUCGCCUUUUCAAAAAUAAAGUAGCAAAGGAAGAUCAAUUUCAAACAAGAUCUCAAACAAUUCUCUAGAAGUAUCUACACACAUUAGCACUCAAGAAAGAAUCAAAACCAACAAUUUUAACAAAAAAUCCAUAUUACAAAUUGACAGUUUGAUGGAUAAAUUUAGUAUGAAUGCUGGAUUUGAUUAAUAAUACAAAUACUUAGAUUAAUUGGAAAAAUAAAGCUCUAUCUUAGUCCACAAUUACUUAUAAAUUCAUCAGCAAAUGAUUAACCAAAGAAAUCGAAUUCACUAUCCUAAAAAAUGA